CCGCCACCGUGGGAAGAAGCUUGGAUCAUCUGCAAGGCUGACGAGGGACCUUGGAUGACAGCUUGCUUCAAACAGGAACGAAUGGAAUGCUCGCAACGACAAACUUUGAGUAAAUAAUCACCACAAGCCUCAAUACCGAUCUCGAGCGCCAUACCACGAUUGAAACCCGGCUUAGCACAGACACACAACGAUACAAGAGGAAAACUCGGCUCGAGCGACGAGCGCAUCACCAUGUUCAAUGCGCUGAACCGCUUCAUGUCCCGCCUGGACGGGCAGCAACCAACCCAGCAGAAUAACCAGGGCUCGUUCGGUUUCCAGGUCCUCCGGAACACGAACCUCGAACUCAACGUCGAGCCUUGGUUCGACUUCAUCAUUGGUAUCAACGGCCGGCCCAUCGACAACCCCGACCCAAGCCUCUUCGCCCAAGAAGUCCGCAACUGCGCAGGCGGCUCCGUCUCUCUAGGCCUCUGGUCCGCAAAAGGCCAACGCACCCGCGAGAUCCACGCCCUCGUCCCCUACGACACCGCCUCCCUCGGCCUCUCCCUACAGUGGACCCCUCUCGCCGUCGCCGCCAACAUCUGGCACGUCCUCGACGUCGCAGCAAACUCUCCCGCCGACGGCGCGGGGCUCCUCCCCUACGGCGACUACAUCCUCGGCAGCCCCGAGGGCGCCCUCCACGGCGAGGGCGGGCUGAGCGAGCUCGUCGAGGAUCACAUUGGCCGGCCCUUGAGGCUGUACGUGUAUAACAACGAGUACGACGUCACGCGCGAGGUGACGAUCCAGCCGACGCGCGAGUGGGGUGGCGAAGGGGCGCUGGGAUGCGUGCUGGGGUACGGUGCGCUGCACAGGUUGCCCGCGCCGCUGAACGAGCCCGUCGACGCGCCGGGCGAGAUGAUGUUUGACGCUGGCGGGGAGAAGGACCCGGCUGCCGCGCUGUACGGGAACGCGGCUCCCCUUGGUGGCGAGGUGCAGCAGAACCUCUUCACGCCCGCCACGCCUGGUCUUGGCGCGCCGCCUGCUCCGACGGGCGGCGACUUCUUGGUCCCUGCGCAAAUGGUGGACGCGGGCGCCGCCGCACCGCCGCCUCCUGCGGGUACGGCGACGACGAGGAAGAAGAAGGAGAGGGCCCACGGUGGAAACAAUAACUUUAUGGACGACUACUUCAAGGAGGAGGAGAAGAAGAGCAGGGAGGCGGACAAUGCGCCCAGCGGGAGGGGCACGCCUGUUGCGCCGCCUCCGAAGAUGGGGGGACCGCCGCCGCCGCCUAGAGCUGGGUCGACGGGGCCGCCGAAGGAUCAGCCUGCGGCCGAGGAGGGUUCUGAGUGAUGGAGAGAGGGUUGGGAGGCUGAGGUUGGUGGGCGUGUGUCGUUUUCAUAGAACUAGAAUUUUGGAGUCCACUGUCAUGAUGAUUCCCAGAAUUGCACUUUUUUUUUCUGCUCUUAGACAUCUACCGUGCUGUGAUGCAACGCCUGCUCGAAUAAUAUACAUUGCUUUGUUCGUUCCGCAUGCUCAUGCGGUCGUGAUGUUGUAGCUUUGAUGCUUCACCACCAAUUGGUCUAUCUACCCCCACAUCGAACCUCUGUCUUUGAUUUGGGAGCCAACCCCCUAAUCUUGUCCUGACCGUAAGGAAGAAACCUCUCCUGUUGCUUUAUCUGGCAUGUGCCCUUAGUUUAUGAAGUUGACACAGAAGAAGUGCAGAAUCAGACUGCAUGCGACGUAGUCGGCGAAAGCU
Molecule: messenger RNA, 1732 nt
Organism: Colletotrichum phormii
Lineage: Eukaryota; Fungi; Ascomycota; Sordariomycetes; Glomerellales; Glomerellaceae
Product: GRASP55/65 family protein
Exons: 2
Coding region: 232-1326 (364 amino acids)
Biological process (GO): Golgi organization
Cellular component (GO): Golgi apparatus
Molecular function (GO): protein binding
Source: RefSeq, a predicted model, not a curated record